AUGUAUCGGCCGAACUUCUACGAAAGCACGUGUCUGAGGUGCGCCCAGACCGUCUACCAGGUGGACAGGGUCGGCCCGCUGAAGGACUUCACGUUCUUCCACGCGGGAUGCUUCAAGUGCGCGAUCUGCGGCACGAAACUCACCCUGAAGACGUACUACAACAACCAGCACACGAUCAAUGACAAGGAGGUGUAUUGCAGCAGCCAUGUGCCCAAACCGGGACCGGGCACCUUGGACGGGUCCAGCGUGGGCAUCAGGAGCGCUUUGAACGUUCCCAGGAGCGGUUACGUCAACGAGCAGAUCAGAGCCGGCGGUGCGCACCUGAACGGACAUGGUUCACCGCCGGCGACGAAUUCCGGUCAACGUGAUUUCCAUGGGAAUGCCGGCGGAGGCGCGUCCUCGCCGUACAACAACCACCAUUACGCCGUGGACGGGAGCUACCAGUACGGGAGAUUCGACGCGAGCGCGCUUCACAUCGCCCAUGCCCUUAAGCAGACGGAACUUCAGAAGGGCUACAGCAAGGCACGGGAGAAGCCCAUCGAUUAUUAUCUGGAUCGAGAUGAACAGACGCGUCUCGAGAUGAAGCAUCGCAAGGAGGAAGACGAUCUCUAUCGAAAGUUUGCGCACCAUCGCGAGGAGGAGGACAGAAGGAUCCGAGAGGAGUUCAGAGACGAGUGGGAGAAAGAGCUGGAGCAGCUGUCGGCGAGAUGGGAACGCGAAAAAGGCGGAAGAGUUCGAACCCAAGCUGGAACACGAACGAUUGUCAGUUGCCUUAGGUUAAUGAUGAUAACACAGAACGAAAAGGCGGCAACCGCGGCGCUCGUGGAGAAACAGAGCUCCGAGAUGUUGGAGCUGAUCAAUGAGGCGAGAAGCGAGUAUAUGCGUCAGGAGAGCCUGUACCUAGACGAGGGGGACGGUUAUGCCCAGGAAGCGCCGCCUAUGCCUUAUCCAUCCCGCGCACCGCCCCCGCAACCCCCGGCCCUCGCCAAGUAUCACAUCUACAAUGAUCCUUUGGAGUUUGCUGACAUGGAUCAGAUAGCUAUUUCGGUGGCCCAAGAAGAUCAGAAAACGUUCACGGAUCUGGUGCGGCAGUUGGUGAGCAGAUGUGGAUCGGAUAUAGAAAAGGCGAGGACGAUAUUUCGAUGGAUCACCGUGAAGAAUCUGAACACUAUGCAGUUCGAUGAAAAUCUACGCGGAGACACGCCUAUGGGCUUGCUGAGAGGGAUCAAACACGGGACCGAAAGCUACCACGUUCUGUUCAAACGAUUGUGCAGUUACGCGGGUUUGCAUUGCGUCGUGAUAAAGGGUUACAGCAAGUCGGCCGGUUAUCAGCCGGGGGUGUGUUUCGAGGACAACCGAUUCCGUAACAGCUGGAACGCGGUCUACGUAGCCGGCGCGUGGAGAUUCGUUCAGUGCAAUUGGGGAGCACGACAUCUCGUCAAUGCCAAAGAAGUUCCUCGACCUGGACAAGCAAAAGCAAAGAACGAUAGCCUUCGAUACGAGUACGACGACCAUUAUUUCUUGACGGACCCACGGGAAUUCAUCUACGAGUUCUUUCCCCUCCAAGAGGACUGGCAACUGCUCAAGCAGCCGAUUUCACUCAAAGAUUUCGAAGAGCUGCCUUUCGUGCGAUCGUUAUUCUUCAGGUACGGCCUUUACUUCCCCGAUACGAACACCAACGCCGUUAUGUACACGGAUUCUACGGGUGCCGCGACCGUCAGGAUAGCAAUGCCGGCGCAUAUGCAGUCUUCUCUCAUUUUUCACUAUAACUUGAAGUUUUACGACAACGAUGGGGACGGAUACGACGGCGUGUCGCUGAAACGUUUCGUCAUGCAGUCUGUCGUGGGCAACGUGGUCGCAUUUCGUGUCCACGCGCCGUGCUCGGGAGCGUUCCUCCUGGACAUCUUCGCGAACGCGGUGACGCCGAAAGAAUACCUCACCGGCGAGCCCAUGAAGUUCAAGAGCGUCUGUAAAUUUAAAAUCGCCUGCGAAGAGCUUCAGACGGUGAUGGUGCCUCUGCCAGAUUGCGCGAGCGGUGAAUGGGGUCCGACAAAGGCGACGAGACUCUUUGGACUUAUACCAAUUACUCAUCAGGAAGCUCUGGUGUUCGCCGGCCGCGAGCUAGAGAUCCAAUUCCGGAUGUCGAGAUCGUUGACCGACUUCAUGGCUACGCUGCACAAGAACGGUAUCGAGGAGAAACGUCUCUCCAAAUACGUCACGCACUCGAUCGCCGACGACGACGUGGUCACUUUCACGAUUAGCUUCCCCGAGGAAGGCCAAUACGGUCUGGACAUUUACACCAGGGAAUCGACCAGCCCGACGAGCGUUCCGCACGACGUCACAGGCGAGAAACACCUGCUCACGCACUGCUGCAAGUAUCUGAUCAACUCCAGCAAACGGAAUUAAGGAUACCAUGUUUUAUUCCGUUUGCG
Messenger RNA from Dufourea novaeangliae, 2432 nucleotides. RefSeq lists its product as uncharacterized. The record is from RefSeq and is a predicted model, not a curated record. Lineage: Eukaryota; Metazoa; Arthropoda; Insecta; Hymenoptera; Halictidae. The transcript is spliced from 12 exons. Bases 1 to 2406 code for a protein of 801 amino acids.